AAAAAAAUUCACACAGACCGACACUAAUUCCCCACACAAAAAUAACAAGACAAAAAAUCCUGACCCCAACAACAACAAAAAAGUGAUCAAAAAUUUAUUUUCCGGACUUUGGACAUUCUACACAUUAAGCGUUAAUCUGAACCAGCGCUUUUUUAUUUUGUCAAAGGGGAGAGUUUAAAUAACGGGGCCCUAAAAAAGGGCCCCACACUUAAUUCUUCCGCCUUAAGGCGGCAAUAAGGGGAAUAAGAUGGAGCAGUUUGAACAACUGCUCACAUGCGCGAUCUGUCUAGAUCGUUAUAGAAACCCAAAACUCCUGCCAUGUCAACACAGUUUUUGUAUGGAGCCAUGUAUGGACGGGCUUGUCGAUUAUGUGAGACGACAAGUAAAAUGUCCAGAAUGUCGGGCAGAACAUCGUAUCCCUUAUCAGGGUGUGCAGGCAUUCCCGACGAACGUGACGUUACAACGGUUUCUGGAAUUGCACAUCGAAAUAACGGGAGAGCUCCCGGAUCCGACGAGCGGUCAGACAAUGGAACGCUGUGGCGUAUGUUCUGAGAAGAGUUACUGCUCACUCUGCGUCCAUUGUGAUAAAAAAUGUUGUCCUGAGUGCAAGGAUGCACAUAUGGACAUACUCAGACGUGAGAUAACACGUAUCAACUCACAGAUAAGACGCGGCCUUCAUCGUCUCCAAGAUGCAUUGGCACUUGUUGAAAAAAAUACCUCCGGUCUGCAGACAAACUGCGCGUCUGUUGCCGAAGAAGUUGAUGAAAUUUAUCGACGACUGAGUAAAGCUCUGAAGGAUCGUACAGAACACCUGCGUAAUGAGGUUGAACGUUACUCCGGCACAGAGUUACGUAGUUUAAUUCAAUUAAAAGAAAAUUUAGAACUCGAAAUAGCAAAUAUCCAAAGCAAUUGUGAUCUCGCUGACGCUCAUAUCAAUGAAAAUGUACCUUGGGAUGACGCGGAGCUGCUUGAUACUAAGGAAUUAUUUCUUCGUACGGUUGAAUUUAUCAGAAACUUUGAGUACGAGGCUGGGGACUAUGGCCGUCGUGUGCGUUUCGUAAUGGCCCAUGAUCCCAAUCAGUUGGUACUACAUGUUGCGGGGUAUGGAGAGCUAAACAUUAAGCCGGAAACUGGAAGCACCGGGCACUUAGGUACCACUGGGGGAUUAGCGCCUCCUGGGGGACCUCCUGGACUGAUGAGGAGCAAAAGCGAUCAUCGUCUUGCUUCACAGUAUCGCCAGCAAGAAGAGGAACGAUUGACGAGGAAUCGUUAUGCUCCUGAUUACGAAUAUGACACACCAGAAUAUGAAACACCGAGAAAUAAAUCACGUUAUCGCAGUCGUUUCAUGCGUCACCGGGACGGCGAGGAAUCUGACGGCGACACAAGAUCGAGCGUACGUUUCACAUCGUCGACGGAUUCAAAUCAACGGGAAAAGGUAUUAGACACAGAGGAUGCCGCACGCGGACCAUUGUCUGGUAUAUUUCGCUUAACCGAUUCACCGAGGGUUAUGAAAAAGUUACAAGAGUGUGAGAGAGCGAGUAAACGCAAAAAAGAUGAGCCACCGGCUGCUGUAACACCCACAGCCGCUCCUACUCAAACUCAAACACCCAAAACCCAGGUACAGCCAAAAAAAAAUCCAUCGGUCGCUAAACAGACCAGCGAAGAUGACGAGAUUUCCAGAAUAAAAAAACAGAAUAAAAAUAAUCCAACUCAAACGGAAACUGUCGAGGAGAGACAAUCAGUACCUGCAACACCGACUUCUGUCAGUUCACCGGUGACACGUGAAAGUGAACGCGAAACAGAAGAAGUUAUUCGUAGACCGACAAUUGUUAGUAGGAGGACAUCUUCAGAAGCUCAUACACCUGGAGUGCGAAGCGCAUCAUCGGAUUCAAGUACUGGAUCUGAGAGUUCAACGGGCUCUGGAAUCCGAAGUACCGGCGCAACCUUCACAGCUGAGGAGAUGAAACAGAAGUACCUCUCAAGAGCGCCCCCGUCUUCUACCAACACAACUAGUAAUGUCAAUAGUGUUGCCAAUCCAACAACAAACGUCACAAGUGCCCGUGAGAGCGCCGUUACGACGACCCCCAGUCCCCGGCCGCCAUUUCAAAGCCGUUUUUUAGGUGCAGGUAACCGCUCAACUCCAGCAGUCCCAACCCCAGCACCAAUCGUUGAGCCGAAAAAGGAAGAGGACGAUGACACCUCCAGCUCGUCUGAAGAAACGGAAACCGAGACCGAGGAGUCCGAAACAGAGACUCGAAGUUCAGCUCCUGCUAGCACUGAGCGAACUCGGGAAGUUGCGAUGGCCAGAACCGAUAUCGGACCGUUAUUGGCACGAAGUGCCGAAGCACGACGUGGCAGCAAAGAGGAAUCACCGUCAACUAGAUAUUCAUCACCACGAGGUAGUCCAGCUCUUUCAACAUCAUCACCAACAGGAAUGUCAUCACCAAGCGGCUAUACCAGCAGAUUUCUGAACAAGAGCAGAAGCCAAGCGGCGGUUACAGCGCCGCGGGAAAGAGAGCGUGAACCGGAACCGGAAGUCGAGCCACUGUCACCGCGUUCACGUUACGCGGCACUAAAAGAACGCCGUCAACGAGUGGCACGAUCAAGAAGCUCACACAAUUUUGGCAACGAUGACAUUGAUUUGGACGAGGAUCCACCGUCGCCCACAACCCAAUCGCCCAACGCCUAUCUGGCAGCUAAAUAUGGCGCCGGCUCUGAAUUGGCGCGCAGUCGCAGCACCCAUGCGCUCAAGUCACGUGACCCGAGUCCUGAGCGUGAUCGCCCGGGAAUGGAGAAAGAUGGCGCCGCACUCAGCUCAUGGGCUCGCUAUCUCAAGAACAAAUAUGGCAACAGGAGCACUAAGGACAAAGAGCCCACCUCUACAUCAUCGAUUCCAUCCUCUAGCACCAGCGCUGCAUCACGAAGACUAUCACUGGGAUUACCCUUAAGACACGCCGGUCAAACUUCAUUCGAAUCUUCUGACGACGACCAAAAAAACCCGUCAGGCUCCCCCACGUCUCCUACAGCAGCUCAAGGUAUCCCCGCGGUAGCAGGUUCCUCCACUAGGGGCCAGUACCUGCUGAAGCGGAGACAGCUGUUGAAAUUUGGGAUGCGGGGGAGCGGAGCCGGAUGUUUCACUUGGCCACGUGGCCUUGCGGUCGGUCCCGACAACUCGAUUGUCGUCGCCGACAGCUCAAAUCAUCGUGUGCAAGUUUUCGAUGGAAACGGAAACUUCAUCAAGGAGUUCGGUACUUAUGGCAGCGGCGAGGGCGAAUUCGAUUGCUUGGCCGGUGUCGCAGUGAACCGGAUCGGGCAGUUCAUUAUCGCCGACCGUUACAAUCAUCGUAUUCAGGUUCUCGAUCCGUCAGGAAGAUUUUUACGCGCUUUUGGAUCACAGGGCACGGGCGAUGGACGAUUUAAUUAUCCGUGGGGUAUCACCACUGAUGCAUUGGGAUUUAUUUAUGUUUGCGACAAAGAAAAUCAUCGGGUCCAAGUUUUCCAGUCUGAUGGAACAUUUGUUGGUAAAUUUGGAUCAUGCGGUAGUGGACGUGGGCAAUUAGAGCAUCCUCAUUACAUUGCCGUCAGCAACACAAAUCGAGUUAUUGUCAGCGACAGCAACAAUCAUCGCAUACAAAUUUUUGAUGUAGGCGGUCGUGUGCUGACGGCCUUUGGUUCUGAAGGUUCCGAUGACGGGCAAUUCAAAUUCCCACGUGGUGUUGCGGUCGACGAUCAAGGAUACAUUAUUGUCGCUGAUUCUGGUAACAAUCGGAUUCAAAUAUUUACGCCCGAGGGUGCAUUCCUGAGAGCUUUCGGGAACUGGGGCAGCGGAGACGCCGAAUUUAAAGGCCUCGAGGGUGUUGCCGUAACUUCUGCCGGCAGUAUCGUCGUCUGCGAUCGCGAGAAUCACCGAGUUCAAAUUUUUUAAAUAAUUAUUUAUGCUUCAAUGGAUUUUUUUUUAUUUUUUCCUCUAUUUUAAUAAAACAAUUAAACCCUAACCUCGUUCGAAAAAAAUUUAUCAACACUAAAGUUUUUUUAUUUAUUGCAGUUUUACUUUACGUUAUUAAUCAGUCACGAUAUUUAAAUAUUUAUUACCGUAUGAUAUAUUUAUUAACAGUGGCACGCGAAUCAUAUAUAUCAACAAUAAAAGUUAAUUUACUUUGUAUUCAGUGGCAAAAGUUUGUACCGUUUGUAUGCUUUUAAAAUAAAUUGUUGGCUAGAUCGUGAUAAGUAUCAAAUAUAUUAAAAAAUUUAGGCAAUCAGUCGGAAAUUUUAUUUUAACCUUAAAGUUUUAUUAUCAUGUUGAGUAAUCAUUUAAUUGAAGAGUUUAAAUAAGAAUGAGGAUGUGUAAUGAGUUUAUAAAACGCUUGCAUUUUUUGAUCUUAUUAAAUGUAAUAAUUCAAAAUAAUUAAAUGAAUUUUUGAAUAAAAAUUAUGAAAAAUGUACUU
Molecule: messenger RNA, 4445 nt
Organism: Microplitis mediator
Lineage: Eukaryota; Metazoa; Arthropoda; Insecta; Hymenoptera; Braconidae
Gene: tn
Product: RING finger protein nhl-1
Exons: 15
Coding region: 248-3925 (1225 amino acids)
Biological process (GO): protein polyubiquitination; negative regulation of translation; proteasome-mediated ubiquitin-dependent protein catabolic process
Molecular function (GO): protein binding; translation repressor activity; metal ion binding
Source: RefSeq, a predicted model, not a curated record